Molecule: messenger RNA, 2898 nt
Organism: Mauremys reevesii (Reeves's turtle)
Lineage: Eukaryota; Metazoa; Chordata; Testudines; Geoemydidae
Gene: FGD2
Product: FYVE, RhoGEF and PH domain containing 2
Exons: 18
Coding region: 684-2807 (707 amino acids)
Biological process (GO): cytoskeleton organization; filopodium assembly
Cellular component (GO): cytoplasm
Molecular function (GO): guanyl-nucleotide exchange factor activity; metal ion binding
Source: RefSeq, a predicted model, not a curated record
AUCGCAGCUCUUAGCCUUCGCCCUGGUCGCUGCACGAGCCCGGGGCUGACUCCAGCUGGGGCGGCCGGGCCCGGGGCAGAGCCGAUUGGUCGAAUAAAUAAACACAACACGCAGGCUAAGCGUCACACGCUAGAUAGGCAGGAGCUACACUAGCAAACACACCCCCUGAGUGAGAAACAGGCGGGCAGAUUCUUAAGGCACAAGCUGCCUUGGCUUUGCAGCUUGGAUUUCCCAGGUUUUCUUACACAGGCUGGGAAUCUCUCUCCAGCCUGGGACCAUCACUUCUCGUAGUUCAAUCUUUGUCCCUCAGGUGUUUUCAGGACGAGGCCCAAAAACUGAAGUUUUUGGAUUGCAUCAGCACCUUCAGCAGAGCCCUCAGGCCAGGAGCCCAGAGAGAAACCUCGAUGCUUUUAUCAGCAAAGCCCUUCUUGUGGAGAAGAUAAAGGCCAACCCAUAUAAUAUUUGCAAGAGGCUCUCACUCCCUGGACAACAAGAAGAACUUCAGGUUGUCUUCACUUCUCACAAAUCUCCCCAGCCAAGUACAUUUGCAUAUCCCGGAAACAUCUAAAGACAGAAAGAGAGAGAGGGACACAGAAGACGUAUCUGGGAACUGUCUUGGUCUCUCUGCAGCUCUUUCCUACCUGGCUUACUGGGACCAAUCCUGAGUCACAAGAGCCAGCCUGAUGGAGGGGGAACGAGGCAAUCGAAUGACUGUGUUUAAUCUCGUGGCUGUGUUUGAGGAUCCCAGGGCAGAAAAACCCUGCCGGAGUCCCUUCAAGGAAUCGAGACAGCCCCCAACCAAAACCAAGCCAGCAGUACCGAACUCCACGGCAUCCGCGUUGCUCCCACCCACAGCAGGCAGGGAAGCUCCGAGCAAGGCCAGAGGGGACAGAGCAGAGCCAGAGAACCAGCAUGAGGGGCACCAGCCUCCUCUGAGGGCAAUCCAGCCGCCCCAGUGUCAGGAGCCGGAGGAGAACCCGCCGCAGGGCCGGAGAGGGCUCACUGUCAAGUGUCUCAGUUCCUUCAAGAGCAAAAUCAACAGCAGCAACUGGCGGAGUCAGCAGCCAGUGGAUUCCCAGCCAGGCAGCGAGUUAAACCCAGGAGGCAGCAGGAACCAGGAUCCCGAAGAAAAGAAAAUUGCAUUGGAGCUGUUGGAAACAGAGCAAGCCUACGUCAAUCGACUUCACCUUCUGGACCAGGUGUUUUUUACAGAGCUGAUGAAGGAAGCCAGAAGCGGAAAGAGCAUCCCGGAGGAUGUGGUGAAAAUGAUCUUCUCCAACAUCUCCUCCAUUUACCAGUUCCACGCCCUGUUUUUCCUGCCGGAGCUGCAGAAACGCAUGGAGGAUUGGAGCUCCAAUCCCAGGAUCGGGGAUGUCAUCCAGAAGCUAGCCCCGUUCCUCAAGAUGUACGGCGAGUACGUGAAGAACUUCGACAAGGCGGUUGAGCUGAUCACCACCUGGUGGGAGAAGUCCCCCCCCUUCCAGGAGCUCAUUGUGGACAUUCAGAAGAGGGAAGUCUGUGCUAACUUGACCCUGCAGCACCACAUGCUGGAGCCGGUACAGAGGAUCCCACGCUAUGAACUCCUGCUGAAGGAUUACGUCCGGAAAUUACCUCCAGAGUCACCAGACAGGCAUGACGCAGAGAAAGCCCUGGAAAUGAUUUUCUCUGCAGCCAAACACUCAAAUGCGGCGAUUGCAGAAAUGGAGCGUUUGCAGAACCUCUGGGAGGUGUAUCAAAGGCUGGGGCUGGAAGAUGAUAUCGUCGACCCUUCCAACGAGCUCAUUAAGGAGGGCCCCAUUCAGAAAAUCUCCUUCCGCAACAACACCACAUCGGAGAAGUAUCUCUUCCUGUUCAACAACAUGCUGCUGUUCUGCGUGCCGAAGGUCAUCCAGGUGGGGGCGGAGUUCCAGGUGCGCUGGCGGAUCGACGUGGAGGGCAUGAAGGUGCGGGUACUGAAGGAUGUGGAAUUCCCUCACUCCUUCCUGGUCUCGGGGAAGCAGCGGUCACUGGAACUGCAAGCCAGGUCGCAGGAGGAGAUGAACGCCUGGAUAAAGGCCUUCCAGGAUGCCAUUGCCAAGAAAGAGAAGCAGAGCGAGAGCUUCAAGACAGCAGUUCACGGGCCUGAUGGGGAGGACCAGGAAUUUGCUUUCAAGUCGGAGGAGCUGGGCCGACGGGCCCCGCAGUGGGUGCGAGACAAGCUGGUGACCAUGUGCAUGCGCUGCAAGGAUCCGUUCAACGCCAUCACGCGCAGGAGGCACCACUGCCGGGCCUGUGGCUACGUGGUGUGCGCCCGGUGCUCCGAUUACAGAGCUCCGCUGCAGUAUGACGGGAACCGGCCCAACCGUGUCUGCCUGGAGUGUUACGUCUUCCUGACGGGGCAUCUGCUGCCCGAGGAGCGAGAGGGGAAGCACAAGGGGAUCCUGGAGAAAGAAUCAGCGGAAAUCUCGGGGCAGAGCCUGAUGUGCAGUUUCCUGCAGCUGCUGGAUAAGAACGGGAAAGGGGGAACGCGGGGCUGGUUCGUGAUCCCACAGGAUGACCCCCUGGUGCUGUAUGUGUAUGCGGCACCCCAGGAUGUCAAGGCUCACACCUCCAUCCCCCUGCUGGGCUACCAGGUGAAGGAGCCUCCCCAGAGUGACCCCCGUCACCUCUUCCAGCUGGUCCAGUCCAAGCAGACCUACACAUUUGUGGCAGAGACGGAGGAGCUGAAGCAGCGCUGGAUGAAGAUCAUGGAGCAGUCAGCCAGGGGCAAUGCCUAUCUCUCUGGAGAGGAGGAAGAGGACAAUGACUCAUUUGAUGACCUGGAGUGAUUGGGGCUCUCAGUGACCUCUUCUAGACUGUCUAUGGAUGACUCCAGUCCUUCAUGUCGGAGAGCUCAGACAGUGUGAUCUAGUGGUCACA